AUGAGGAAAUCGCCGGAGUGCGGAGCAAACAUGAGGAGCUCGGAAGUUAGGAACCGCCUCGCAAAUCGAGAUUAUUUGAGUGAGAUUGAGCUUUGGAUUCAAGGUGUCGAUUUCCCUCACUACAACCACUUGCAUGGAAAGCUCAAUUUCAGUCAAACAAGAAUGGCUUCAGUGGAAAAGAAGAAGAUAUGGUGGGAGUCUCUGUACAAGAUUGACUUGGCCGGCAGAGGUAUCACCGAGUUUGCAAAUGAAGUACCAAUGCAGGCACCUGACAACGGUGGAUCAGUUCAGGGAAUGAUGGAAACGAUGAAAGCUUUGAUCGAGGAAGCAACAAAGAAGUUGGAGGAUAAGAUGGAUGAUGUUACCUCAGAGAUUAAGGCAAUGGUUGGGGACUUAGAUGAGAGACUUGAUAUGGUUGAAUGUUAUGUCAAUGAGCAACGAACCAAGAAGGCUCAUGAUAGAAGCGGAGCAAGUAGUUUUCCUCUAGGUUCUGCUUUUCGGACUCCGGCCGAGAAGGUUGUAGCAGGGGAUAUAAGUGAAGAAGAGGAGGAGGCGGAGGAGGAGGCGGAGGAGGAGGAGGAGGAGCAAGGAGGAGGAGGAGGAGAAGGAGGAGGAGGAGGAGGAGCAAGUAGAGAACCGCCAAAGAAGAAAGAGAAGAGAGAGACAAUCAACCUUCAGCUAUUCUCUCAUCUCCAUAUGUGGCUGGUCAGGCAAAUAGAAAAAGAAAAGGCAAGACAAGUGGAAAAGGGAAAGGAGGUGCAAAGAGACCGUACAACACACGUAGGAAACAAGGCUGACGUCUCUGUGUUUAGGAAGUUAUGUAUUGUGUACUAUCUCUAUGUUUUAUGA
Messenger RNA from Microthlaspi erraticum, 849 nucleotides. Lineage: Eukaryota; Viridiplantae; Streptophyta; Magnoliopsida; Brassicales; Brassicaceae. The record is from the annotation of a GenBank genome assembly.